AUGUCAAAUCAACCAUUCACGUUCCCACCGCCGCCUCCUCCGCCUCCCAGACGAACAGCGGAUGUGAAUCCACAGCAGAGCAAUGCUUAUUACAAUGGACGCAGUUCGUAUAGAGGGGGUGGAGGAUCCAAUAGAGGUCACAACCGAGGCGGUCGUGGAGGUGCCUUCUCAGAUCACCAACCAACCUUCCAACGGCAAGAGCAGAGUGGAUCGACAGCGAGGCCAUAUGGCAACCAUGCACCUCGAGGCAAUUCCCAAAUGGGCCACGCGCCUCGAGGAAGUCCAUAUAUGAACCCUCCGCAAAAGAGGAACCAUACUGCUGCCUUUAUGCAGCAAAACAAGCCUCGCUCUCGCCCUACCGCACCACCCCCGGUCCCAAGUUUCAAUGCAUCCAUUGCCCAUCUCCUUCCUGUGAAGCCUCCGGCCACCCCUACACCUGCGACCAAUCCAAGUGGUCCUUAUGCCACCAAGCAACCAAAUCCAUCGGCGCAGCCCAAGAAGAAUCUCCUUGGCCUUACCCCGGCUCAUCCAGACGAUCUAUCAUCAUCGGAGGACGAUGAAGAUGAGGAGGCCCGAUUGAUCGGAACCCUCAAUACCAUGAGCACGUGCACAGCAACUCCCGGCCUUUCCUUCUCCUACAAAGGCCAACUUUCAUCACUGAAAACCGCAGAAGAAAUCAAAGCGUGGAUAGCCGAACGAAGACAACGAUUUCCGACGGCGGCUAAAGCAGAUGCGGCAAAGAAGGAAAGGGAGGAGAAAAAGCGGAAGUGGGAAGAGGAAAAGGCAGAAAGAUGGAAAAAGAUGGAAAAUCAACGUGCUGAGAGAAAGUUGCGAUACGAAGAAGAGAAAAGUGCCAGAGAACUCGCUCGACAGAUGUCUGCCGUGGAGAAGGUGAUCCAGUCUCAGAAUAAAGCCAAGGAGACUGAAUCCAAAGUUACGCCUACCAGUAAAGCAGAAGCACUAGCAGAGAAACUACGCAAACGGGCCCUCAAGGCUGAGAACGCGCUGAAGAAAGCCGAGGAAGCGUUGCGGAUAGCCAGGGAAAAGGCACUCAAAUCUGAGGGUGGGGACUUACCAGCCGACAGUACCAUCGAAGCAGCCAGCAGUGUCAUGAUUGACCCGGACGAGACCUCCUCUUCUGGAUCCUCGGACUCAGAUAGCGACGCGUCAGGCUCGACAUCUUCCUCCGACGACGGCACUGACAGUGAUAGCGAUGCAUCAGCAGCUCCCGAGACUAUCAGCACCAAAGACCCUAGUCUCGCCAACCUGCCGCCCCUCCCGUCCGCACAACGUGCUCAGACGGCCAAAAAGCUUCGCCCCUGUGGCAAUUUCAUGCGGUUCAAACGCUGUCGCUAUGGCUCCGGGUGCCGAUACUCGCACGAUCUAAAAGGGCAAGCUGGCCAGGAAGGUGACGGCAUGCAAGGAUCAUCCAAGGACCAGAAGGGGAAGAAGUCAGCUGCUCCUGACGCUAGAUCAGGCACAGCGCGGAGGAAGGGUUUAUAUCAGGUCAUGGUGCAGAAGGAAGAGGAAGAGGCACGAAGGAAAGUCGUCAUGGCGAUUCUUCGGCUGGGUGAGCAGGGUCUCUUGGAUGAUCCUUCCCUUGCUGGUACCUGA
Exophiala bonariae is the source of this 1614-nucleotide messenger RNA. RefSeq lists its product as uncharacterized. The record is from RefSeq and is a predicted model, not a curated record. The transcript has a single exon. The coding region runs from base 1 to 1614 and encodes 537 amino acids. NCBI's taxonomy places the organism in Eukaryota, Fungi, Ascomycota, Eurotiomycetes, Chaetothyriales, Herpotrichiellaceae. Gene Ontology annotation, molecular function: metal ion binding.